AUGAAUAAAAUUGGCGUCAUAAAAAACUCUUUUAGUGGUUUUUCGCUAGAAGAAAAACUGCAAAUUACAGAAUUAGGCAAAAAUCGCGGUGUCAUAAAUUUAAUAAAACUAUUUAUGAUAAAAAUAGUUGGUGGUGACGAGACUUGGUCAACAAAAGGCACAGACGAUCUUGUCCAUAUAUGGGAUAAAAUGAAAUCCCAUGAAAAAUAUAAAGUGCAAAUGAAUAAUGUUUUUAGCUUUUCCAUGCUUGGUUUUGUGGAGCUUUUGAGCUAUAGAGGCAUAUUUAAGGAGCUGGUGAAUUUUAGCGCCGAAUUAGACAACGACUUAAAGGUUCAUAUUCAAAGUUCAAAAGCUUUCAAAGGUACCUCAAAAACAACUCAAAAUGAACUUCUUGAGUGCAUGUUAGAUGUUUAUCACGAAGACGUUAGGAAAGAAAUAGAAAAUUAUCCUUUUGUUGCAGUAAUUGCCGAUGAAACGACGGACGUUGCUUGUGUCAAGAAAGAUUUGGAAAAUUUUGAAAGAGCAAUUCAAGGUAUACGGGAGCAAAUAGACAGCAUUAUUAACAAUAUUCAAGGAGCAACUGGUGAACCAAUAAGAAAAAAGGCACGAAUUAAAGAGAACAGCAGAAAACGCGAAGCCUCAGAAAUAUGUGAUGCCGUUUUAUUGCAAAUAAAAACAAGGUUCAACUUCUCUGGACAUUUGGUUGCUUCUAAUUUAUUUAUGUCGGAGAAGUUUUCGGUCUACAAAAAUAUGCUUAAAAAUGAAUUACAAGUACUGUAUCAGAGAGACGAAUUAGGUACCACCUCCGAAGCUGUCCCGAUGUCACUUUUAUUAAAUGAGGAAGGUUUAAAUUGUACAUUUCAGAAAACUUUUAUACUUUUAAGUAUUUUGAUAUCAAUACCUAUGUCAACAUCUGAAGCAGAGCGCUGUUUUUCAAUGCUUAAACGGAUCAAAACAUUCCACAGAAAUACAAUGAAGGAAGAAAAGCUUAGUGCUUUAGGUAUGUUGUCCGCAGAAAAACAUUUUGUGAAUGGAAUUGAAAAUUUUAAAAAUAAAAUAAUUGCAAACUUUGCAACCAAAAAAGAAAGAAGAAUGGACUUCAUUUAUCGAAAACUUUAA
This is a messenger RNA of Psylliodes chrysocephalus, 1119 nucleotides long. NCBI's taxonomy places the organism in Eukaryota, Metazoa, Arthropoda, Insecta, Coleoptera, Chrysomelidae. The record is from the annotation of a GenBank genome assembly.